Messenger RNA from Angiostrongylus costaricensis, 786 nucleotides. Lineage: Eukaryota; Metazoa; Nematoda; Chromadorea; Rhabditida; Metastrongylidae. The record is from the annotation of a GenBank genome assembly.
AUGGCUCGUGGACCGAAGAAGCAUCUUAAGCGUCUAGCAGCACCGAAGCAUUGGAUGCUUGACAAACUCGGUGGAGUGUUCGCUGUUAGACCAAGAAGUGGACCACACAAACUGCGGGAAUGCCUCCCAUUGAAUCUGUUUCUUCGUAAUCGUCUUAAGUACGCAUUAAACUACUCUGAAGUGAGGAAGAUCUUACGACAAAGAGUCGUUAAAGUCGAUGGGAAAAUUCGUACUGAUCAUAAAUUCCCGGCUGGUUUCAUGGACGUGAUCAGCAUUGAGCGAACAAAUGAAACUUUCCGUCUGCUCUAUGACGUCAAAGGACGCUACACUGUGCAUCGAAUAACGCCCGCCGAAGGACAGUUUAAACUUUGCAAGGUUAAGGCUCUUCAUGUGGCCAAGAAAAACAUUCCCUUCAUCACCACGAAUGACGGGCGCACUAUCAGAUAUCCUGACCCACAUAUAAAGGUGAACGACACUGUCGUCAUAGAUCUUACUUCCAACAAAAUCACAGACUUUGUCAAAUUUGAAGCGGGAAACCUCGCCAUGAUUACUGGCGGCCGUAACGUUGGUCGUGUCGGUGUUAUUGGACAUCGUGAAAAACUUCCUGGAGCUUUCGACAUCAUUCACAUUAAAGAUGCUGCUGGACACUCCUUCGCCACUCGCGUAACGAACGUCUUCGUUAUUGGAAAAGGCAACAAGGCUCUCGUUUCACUACCACAUGGCAAAGGUAUCCGCCUUACAAUUGCUGAAGAAAGAGAUAGAAGAUUGGCUCAAAAGAAAGCUUGA